AGUGUCGCUUCACUCACCCUCGCCUCCCUGGCAAACGGCAGCUUCAGAGCCGCCAACAACGUGGGAAGACGCAUUCGCCGUGGUCUAGAUGAACACAUGCGUUCAAACAGUUUGUUUUUAAGACUCGUUUUUCUAAAAAAAAAAGAGGUAUUUUAAGGUGUUAUUAUCAUAAUUUUUUUGCAAAACGUAUAUGUCAAUUUAAAUACACCUCGUAUUUAAUGUUUCUUCCUGUCUCUGGCUUUUGGGCAUGGGGCUAGAGAGACGAGUUUUCAAAUCAAGGCUGUGCGUGCAUUAACAAAGGCAAAGACAAAGAUCCCCCGCAUAGCCUCGGUAGACUUUUGGGGCAAGGGCUGUUCGCGAGCACCUUUUAAACAUUAAUAGAGACAUCGCUACACAUCCCCCCCCACCCCUUGUCGAGCUUUAACUGACUGUUGGUGCAAGUGCUGCGAUCAUUAACAGAGAUAAAAACGCUCACACACACACAAGGGUGCGCAGUAGAUCCCACCACCACCCCCCCUCUCUCCCAUCUACCCACCGCGAACGGACGAGGCAACCAGCGGUGCGCUGGGACAAGAAUGGGGUCUUUGAACGCCUUCCAGAUCGCGCUGAUGUGCGUGCUUCUCGCACACAAGACGGCUUUGGCGCAGGGCGGCUUGCGCACCGUGACCGUGCGGGUCUUCCUGGACGUGUCCGUGGGCGGGGAGCCGGCGGGCCGCGUGGUGCUGGGCCUCUACGGCCACACCGUGCCCCGUACAGUCGAGAACUUCGUGGCGCUCGCCGAUCCGACUCGUGGGCCCAAGAACGGCUACAAAGGCUCGCGGCUCCACCGCAUCAUCAAGGGCUUUGCCAUCCAGGGCGGUGACUUUGAAAAAGGCGACGGCUCGGCGGGUUUCAGCAUCUACGGGAAACACUUCGACGACGAAAACUUCCGAGUGAAGCAUUCGCCGUUCUGCAUCGGCAUGGCCAACAGCGGAGAGAACAGCAAUGGCAGCCAGUUCUACAUCACGACGGCACCCACCGCGUGGCUCAACUACCGUCACGUGGUGUUCGGCCGCGUGCUCACGGGCAGACACGUGGUGCGCGUCAUCGAGGCAGUUCCCACGGAUGAGAACGACGUUCCCGUCAAGGAGGUGCUCAUCGUCAACUGCGGGAUCGAGGAAUCGACUGCUGAAGAUCCGGAAACGGAUGGAGCUCAAGACCUUUGAUCCCUAGCAGCGGUUCGCCCUGGUUGCCCGGCUAGAUUUGCCACUUGUUUUCGGGGGAGAAGAGCGGGGUGAUGACCGUCUCAUAAUCUGUAGAACACGGUAAUAAGUCCAGAGGUGGGACAAAGUCAUUGUUAUGCAAGUCCAAGUCGAGUCUGAAGUCAUCAAAUUCAUGACUCGAGUCUGACUCGAGUCCAAGUCACAUGACUCGAGUCCACACCUCAGAGGUGGGACAAAGUCAUUGUUAUGCAAGUCCAAGUCGAGUCUGAAGUCAUCAAAUUCAUGACUCGAGUCUGACUCGAGUCCAAGUCACAUGACUCGAGUCCACACCUCUGGUAAUAACACCCGCAAUAUUAACCAGGGCGGACGCUGAGCUCGAACCAAAAAACACGCUACCGCUAAUGGCUAUGGAGGGCAAGGGGGAAGUGGGUUAGGGGGGGGGGGGUUGAAAUGUUAACAAGGUACGGCGCGCGUGCGUGCGCGUGCGUGCGAUGGCAUCUUCACACGGCCAUCGGCGCGUUUAAACAAUCAUCUUGGAGCGUGGAGUGAGUCAAUUUGUAUUUGAGUGGGAAGGGCUUGAGGACUGGAGUUGUUUGGGAAACGCUGCGUUAUAUUGUCGAGGACAAGGCUGGUUCCUCUCUCUCUCUCUCCCUCUCUCUCGUCGACAAAGACAAAGAUGCCCCGUGUAGCCUGCAACAGACUGUCGGGGCAAGUGCUGUUAGCGAGUAGUAGCGCAUAUGAUGGGCGGCACGGCACACGAGUGAGUGGGUGGCCAGCACCACGCCCGGCCGCCUUUGUCUCCCCAGUAGCGAUGUUUACUACACACCACCGCACCAGGUAUUAAUCUGAGGAUGCUGCUAAUCCUGCAUAAUGCACGGGCAUAAUGACUUAAAACCCCCCGCCAAACCUCCUACGCAUUUCACAAGUAGUACAAAUCGCAUAUCUGCAUUUCCCAUAAAUAUGCUAAACUCCUCUUGAUAUGCAAAUUAUUUUGUCAAGGCGCUCUUCCCCCCUCCAUCCCAGCUUAAAUAGUCGCUCCAAGCCUGGGGUGUGUCAUUCAGACUCCGUCUUCUCGACAGACCUGUUCUCCACCUGAGGACGGCUGCUUGCGUUGUGGCCCAUACGUGGUGAGAAUUAUUUUAUUAUGUUUUAUUAUUAUUAUUUUAUUUUUUCCAUUCUACGUGGCUUUACCGAAAGAUCCAAGAAGAUUAAUCUGAGGAUCGUCCAUCGGCGGUCAUAUUAUUACAAUACAGUCGAGUAUUAAUGAUCAUUCAUCCUCUGUCCCCGUGUUUUGAAAAACCACGCUCAGAUCCUGCUGUUAAUUGCAAUAUCGUCUGGAUUUAAGAGGAAGAAGAAUUAAAAAAACAGCUGCAAUGUGUGAAAUGCUAAUGCCACGAAGGCGAACGCUAAGGAAUGUGUUGCAGCGUGCCUGAGCGAUGCUAAUGGCUUUGCCGGCCCUUGGCUCUGAACAAAAGAAAAAUCGGAGAAUAAAUAACGGGACCAAAACAUGCGAGCGGGUCGUUCAUUUGCCCGAGGCGUAAAUAACGCGCUUCAAAUAUUUCCCUAUUCAUCCGGAUUAUGGAACGCUCCGCAAAAUCGGAAGUCGCGACCCAAAAAUGUGUGGCCCGAUGUACAAUAAAGGAAUAUACGCCAAUCGGGGCAUUGGUGAGUCACAAAGACAAAGACACUUCCCGUGUCGCCUGUGUCAGACUGCUGGGGCAAGUGCUGUUUGCGAGCACCUAUGAAGGCCGGCACGGUACACGAGGGGGUGGGUGGCCAGCUACCACGCCCGGCCGCCUUUGUCUCCCCAGUGGCGACGAUCUUUACACACUACACCAGGUACUCAUUUGAGGCUGAGUCGAACUAGGGGAGGCCCACGACCGGUUCAGAUAAUCGUCACUGGUGUUGGCCGUGAGCGGGAAUCGAACUCGGGUCGCCGGGUUCGUAGCGCAGCGUAGCGCUAACCACUACACUUUGUGGAUCACACGCAGAGAUGUUGUGACACUCCUUUACCGUCAACGAGGAGGUCGGUGCCAUACCCCUGGCUGGCCAGGAGAAGGCGGUACAGCAAGUGGGACUAAUCUGCUUACAUCUGUCGGUAUGUGUGUGUGUGUGUUCAACUUCUUUUGCACCGUACGUAGCCAACCAUGCUCAUGGGAGGUGCGCGAAAAUCGGGGAUAGAGUGUUGCACCCUCGCGCAAGGCGUGGGUUUUCUCCGGGUGCUCCGGUUUCUUCCUCCG
Messenger RNA from Lethenteron reissneri (Far Eastern brook lamprey), 3442 nucleotides. RefSeq names its product peptidyl-prolyl cis-trans isomerase 6-like. Gene Ontology annotation, biological process: protein folding; protein peptidyl-prolyl isomerization. Lineage: Eukaryota; Metazoa; Chordata; Hyperoartia; Petromyzontiformes; Petromyzontidae. Gene Ontology annotation, molecular function: peptidyl-prolyl cis-trans isomerase activity; cyclosporin A binding. The record is from RefSeq and is a predicted model, not a curated record. Gene Ontology annotation, cellular component: cytoplasm.